UAUUGUUUGCUCUUGAUUCGAGUUUCGGUUGUUCAUAAACUGUUAUCAAAUUUAGAUUCAGCUAUCGGCUGUCUUUGUACUAUCGAAGCCUUUGUUAUUUUCAUUCUUGAACGACGCGUUUAAAUGCCUAGAUACCUCACAAGUUGAUGUUUGUAAAAGGACAGUGGUAUUUUUCCUCGCUGAGUAAAUUUCAUUGUUUUGAUCGUUUAUUACGUAUCAAGACUACUGUUUUUCACUUUAAUUGAAUUUAUUUCAGUUAAAGUAUUCGACUAAAGUAUCGUUUUUACUGUUUUGUCGUUGGUACUCUUUAGUACCACUUUUUCAACUGUAUCUGUUAGUACUUUUGGUCCUAGCAAUCUACAGCUCUUCACUUUUUUGGUCAUUUAUAAUUUUUUUGUUUCUGGGUAUCAUCGCAUAUUGAAAAAACCCCUCCUAAAUGACCGGACAGUGUAAAAAGAGCAGUUGCCAACGUCCGGGUUGUCGUUAUCCUGUUGAAAGCGGCAUGCAGUGCGACGAGUGCAAAGGCUGGUACCACGAAGUUUGCACGAACUUAACGCCUGCUGCUUUCAAACGGUUCAGUAAGAAGGGUUGUGUGUGGCUUUGUCAACAGUGCUGCUCGGAUGCAAACAGCUUGUUAACCGAGGCUAUCUCACUGGUUGAUGCUGCCAAGAAGUGUUUCAACAAGCAUAGUCGGAACGCGUCAAACAGCACUCGAUCUGUUGACACGCAAAUCAAUGUGAAGGAAACUAAGGUGAGUCCGGUGAUAGAUGACUCACGCCCGUCGAAGAAGGAAAGGCAGUAUCCAAAGGAGUCUGCCUUAAAAAAAAGCUCAAGAAAAGCAGGGUCUUCUGUUCCCCGUCUCCUAGAUGGGAUCCAACAGGAAACACCUAGGAGCCGCAAUCGCAAGGCUCGAUCGGUUUCGAAUGGUAAACAUAACACGACCCCUCAGGUCGUCGACAACCCCCCAAAACCCAACACUAGUUUUGACGCAACUGCUAUUGCUUCUACCAGCAGCGUUAACGAAUGGGUAAAGGUUGUAAGGAAGAAAAGUAUUGAUAUAAAAGGGAAACCUGCCCCCGUAAAAGUGGUUGAAAAAUCGAAAGCUGAUCAUAGCGACAGAUCAGCUAUUUUUCAUAGAAUUAAGGAGAGCGAUAGCUCUGAACCUAAAGCUCGUUUUGAGCAUGACAUUGUACUGAUUAGGCAGCUGCUUAAUCAACUCAUGCCUCAAAAUAUGACUGGGGUCACCUUGCUAAAGGUGUAUAGACUAGGGAGUCUAACGGACUCGAAACCAAAUCAUUCCAGACUGCUUAAAGUAGUAUUCGGCUCUUCAAACGAACGUGACCUAAUUUUACAAAAUGGACACAAAUUAAAGGGUUCGGGAGUCUUUAUCCGAAAGGACCUACCGUUGGCAGACCGUGUAAAAAGACGGGAAGCCGAGAAAGAACUACAACAUAGGUUAGACGCUGGCGAAAAGGACCUGAAAAUUGUAAAUUUUCGGGUUGUAAGACUUCGACAGAGAAUGAUGCCGAAGCCACUCUGGGUGAAGCACGAAGGCACCUAAACAGGCUUCGGAUCUGUUACACCAAUGCACGAAGCUUACUUAAUAAGCGAUCGGAACUAGGUGUACAGAUUGACUCUAUAAAGCCAGAUAUAAUCGCAGUAACAGAAACCUGGCUGACACAGGCUAUAGAUAGUAUAGAACUUGAUUUCGAGGGCUUUACGUUAGUAAGGGCCGACAGAACACAAAAGCGCAAAGGAGGGGGAGUAGCUCUAUUCAUUAGGAAUGCUAUCCCAUUUACCAUUACCGAUAGUGUAUCCCAUGAGAGUGGGACGUGUGAAUUAGUUAGUCUUCGCUUAAAAUGCAAGGGACAAGAGCUGCUGAUUGGUUUGGUCUAUCGCAGUCCAAGCUGUGAGGCAAAUGAGAUCCUGUUAAGCAGUCUCAAUACUUGGUCCCAAAGUGGUCGAUGUCUAAUCCUAGGGGACUUUAAUGCACCAAUGGUAGACUGGGAAAAUCUGCGAACUGAAUCGCCAGAAAAUUCCUUUGAGGAGGAACUAGUUGAUGCGGUUAUCACAUGUGCCCUAGUGCAACAUGUGAAAGAAGCGACUAGGUACGACCCGGACACUAAAUCAUCCUUAUUAGAUCUUAUACUGACUCACUAU
Messenger RNA from Schistosoma intercalatum, 2160 nucleotides. NCBI's taxonomy places the organism in Eukaryota, Metazoa, Platyhelminthes, Trematoda, Strigeidida, Schistosomatidae. The record is from the annotation of a GenBank genome assembly.